Molecule: messenger RNA, 870 nt
Organism: Monomorium pharaonis (pharaoh ant)
Lineage: Eukaryota; Metazoa; Arthropoda; Insecta; Hymenoptera; Formicidae
Gene: ND-ASHI
Product: NADH dehydrogenase [ubiquinone] 1 beta subcomplex subunit 8, mitochondrial
Exons: 4
Coding region: 16-612 (198 amino acids)
Cellular component (GO): mitochondrion
Source: RefSeq, a predicted model, not a curated record
CUGCAGUGCAGCUCAAUGCAUGAAGAGAACAUAACUGAACACAACAGAGCGACGAGAUCAGACGAGAUGGCUCUAACGAGAAAGCUCGGCGAGCUGUCAAUCCAGUUGUUGAGAAACAAAGCAUGUUUAUACACUACAGCGAGAUGUUCCUCCGACAAACCGUUACCAUGGAACUACCUCUGGGAGCCGAAAGAAUACUCGAAAAAGGAUCACGACAAGAUCGCCGAGAAGUACCAUUUGCACCCAAAGGAGUAUCAGCCUUAUCCUGAAAGUGAAAAUAAAUAUCUUGGCGAUUAUCCGAAACUGCCCAUGAUAGGACCAGCCGCUAAAGACCCGUACUAUCCGUAUGACAUCCCAGAGUACAGGAAAAAUUAUCACGAAACGCUACAUGACCAGUUUGAAAUUAUGGGCGAGGAUCGUUAUAGUUAUGGCUAUAAGUAUAAAAUUGAUCCGCCUGUGGCAACAGCAAUAUUUAUAGCAACCAUACUUGGGUUAGGUGCACUCACUUACUUGUGUGAACCUUACAAAACAAUGCGACCGAGGAUGGCACAGCAGUUUCCCCAGAAAGGUGUAGUGCAUUAUUCAUUUGAGCCAGCAGAUUCGGGAAAGUAGGAUGAGUAAAAAGAAUAGAUUUAUAUGAAAGAUACAACAGUGUCCAAUAUAAUAUAUAAUGUAACAGUUGUAAUAUGAAUAGUAUUUAUAUUACGACAUAUGCCUCAUAGUUACAAUGUUUCUGCAAUAUUGGAAAUUUUCAACAUUUGUUGUAACUUCAGUUUCUCAAUUUCUUUCUCUAUUUGUAUUAUAGUCUUCGAUCUGUAUAUAAAAGCAAUAAAUUGCUAACUAUUAAUAAUAAUAACAACUUAAUUAUGA